AUGCUUCUGUAUACUCUCAUGCUUUUGUGUCUUAUUCAAUCGAUCAAUUCUUCCAUUCGAACGAUUGAUGAUUGUCAAUUAUUAAUCGUUGGUGGAACAACAUCUGCUCUGGGAGCAAUUUUGUCAGCUUCGAAAUUUAUAAAAGGAAAUGCAUGCGUACUUGAACCAACCGAUUGGAUUGGUGGACAAUUAACAGCUGAAUUAUUGAGUGCACCAGAUUUUGCCGGACAGGUAUUGAGAGACAAAGAUACAAACUUUACUUUGGAUGUCGGUUCGAUCGAUCGACAAAUGGACAAUCAAAAUCCUCUCUUUGCCAAAAUGCUUUCUGUCCUAGGCGAUACAGGUCGAUGCUGGGUGUCACCGAAAUGCUCCAUUCCAAACUUGUUUCAUUCAGAAGCAAUCGUGCCAGAAUUGAAUAACACACGUAUAUUUUAUAAUACAGUCAUUAAACGCAUCGAUAAAGAUGCAAGUGGUCGUCGAAUUAUUCAAAUUGAGGCUAUUCAACGCACACCAAUUCAAUCAUCAACUGAACGGUGUCGAUUUUUGUCGGAAGAACUACCCGAUUGGUACUCACCAACGGACAGUGCAUGGUUUACGAAGACUCAAUUAUCAUUUACGAACAUAGCAUACGUAAUGGAUGGCAGUUCAUGGGGUGAGGCAUUAGUUUUAUCAAAUGCAAGUUAUCUGCAAGGUGUGAUGGAACGUUUCGAUGGCGAUACAUCAGGUAUUGGCGAUUCGACGUGUGGACAAGCGUUUACAAUCGAUUUUCUUCAACAAUUACGCGAAACACCUACUGAUGAACCACCCAAUCCGUUGCCUGAACCAACCGGAGGAGCAAAUUAUACAUUUGAAUCUUUAACAUGGGAACGUAUAUGGACGUAUCGGCGAGUCAACACGUCUGCACCUAAUGCAAAUAUUGUCGCUGCUAAUGAUAUAACAAUACAAAAUUGGGCAGGUGGAAAUGAUUAUAAAAAAGAAUUCUUUUUUCUUUCUCUAUCGGAUACACAACAUCAACGAGAUACAAAUCAAUGGCAAGGUGGUGUGAAUCUAGAUGCUAUUCAGAAUGCAGAACGAGAAGCUUAUGGGUAUCAUUACUGGUAUCGAAAUAAUUCACCUCCUCAAUGGACUAAUCGAACUGUACUUGUACGUUCAGUUUCUGCAACAGGCACAUGCCAUGGCCUAGCAAAAAUGCCCUAUCUAAGAGAAUCACGUCGAUCAAUUGGUGUCGGAGAUUUUCUUAUGAAUAUUACCACUAUCAGCGGACAUGCACGUGAUUUACAUGGAUAUAUUUUCGAAGAUCGUUUAUGUAUUGGUACUUAUAACGCUGAUAUACAUCCAAUGCAUUGUAAUUAUUCGUCGUACAUAAAAGAACAAUAUCCUAUUUUACCUUUUUACAUACCCUUACGAGCCAUGACAAAUCGUGACAUAGAUAAUUUGAUAGUAAUUGGUAAGACCAUGGCACAAUCAUUUUUAGUGAAUUCAGCAACUCGUCUACACCCGAUAGAAUUCUCUAUUGGGCAAGCAGCUGGUGUAGUUGGAGUGUAUGCUGUGCAGAACAAGCUAUCAAAGGUUGCUGACAUGCUCGAAGAAGACCAUUUAAAACGUGUACAAACUUUGGUGAAAAUACUUACGCCAGCAUCAUGGACAAUCAAUGGAACACGAUAUCCCGAUGAUUAG
Molecule: messenger RNA, 1677 nt
Organism: Adineta ricciae
Lineage: Eukaryota; Metazoa; Rotifera; Eurotatoria; Adinetida; Adinetidae
Source: the annotation of a GenBank genome assembly